Molecule: messenger RNA, 708 nt
Organism: Tripterygium wilfordii
Lineage: Eukaryota; Viridiplantae; Streptophyta; Magnoliopsida; Celastrales; Celastraceae
Product: metallothionein-like protein type 2 B
Exons: 3
Coding region: 232-468 (78 amino acids)
Molecular function (GO): metal ion binding
Source: RefSeq, a predicted model, not a curated record
CUCGCCCGAUACGGCAAUACAUUGAUGAGUGCAUGUAUCUAACCUCUUUAGACCGGUACAUCGGGAUAAAGCAUUGAAAUAUUCCAACACGUGGACGGUGGAUUAGCACUAUCUUCUCUCCUCCACCGUUGUAUAUAUUUGAGGCCACACCACCCGUCUCUCCAAUUCACAUCGUUCAAUAGUUGUUGCAUUGUUCUCUGAAAUAUUUAAUCUCUUUUCGAAUCUCUGAAAAUGUCGUCGUGCUGCGGAGGAAACUGCGGAUGUGGAUCUGAUUGCAAGUGCGGCAACGGCUGUGGAGGAUGCAAGAUGUACCCAGACUUGAGCUAUGCCGAGAGGACCACGACCGAGACCGUCGUCCUCGGCGUUGCACCAGAGAAAUCUCUCUUUGGGGAAUCUGAGACGGGUGUUAGCGCGGAGAAUGGCUGCAGGUGCGGAGCUGAUUGCAAUUGCAACUGCUCCAAAUCUUAGAUGAGAAGGGUUGGGUCGAGUCGUGUGAUAUAGCCAGAAGCAGAGAUCGGUAGAAAAAUAAUAUAAGCGUCUGGCGUCUGUUGUUUUGGUUACUUUAGACCUAGUAAGCAUAAUAUAAUAACGUAGCUACGGUUUCUCUUCUGCGGCGGCCGUUGUUGCUGCUUGUUUGGUGUCCCUGUUCAAAGAAAUGCCGUUUUAUGGUUGGGAAGAGGGUGUUGAAUGAAUGAUACUCCUUUCCUA